AUGAUUUCGUAUGUGGAGUGUCUGGGCGGAGAGGGGGUGGGCCCCGGCGUGGGGUCACGCUGCUGGAACGCUGACGAAGAGCGAGACGAGCUGCUUCCGCGCAAAAGGGCUGCCCUGCAGCCGAAGACGGAGGGCAGCCUGCGCCGCCGCCUUCUGAGCGCCAAUAUCGACCAGCACUACGAUGCCAUCUUGGAGCAGAAUGCAGGCAGUGCUAGCAGGCCGGCGACGCCCACAGGUGAUAGAAAGUCCCUCCCACCUCACCUUCAGUAUCCAGGUAACAGCCCGUGGUACCGCCGGCAGCACCUCCCACACCACAUUCACCCUUUUCUCGCCCCAGUGGCUCAUGGGAAACCCAACCAACAACCUCCACCUCUUCAGCUGACGCGCUCCACCUACCCGACCCUCACCCAACGGGGCCGAACAGGUUCAUGCCCCCCCACCCCGCAGCCCCGCCCCGGCUACACCCUACCGAUCCCGUCUCCUUACUGCGCCCUGCCCCACUUCAGGGAACCGGAGGUGCCACCGCAGUACAGCUACCGACCCAGCAGGAGGUGCAGGACCGGCUUCUUCCGCUUCAGAUCCCAACGAGGGAGGAGCUCCGGACUGGAGGCCACACACACCACGCCCCUUCUACAGAGAGCAGGAAACAGGGACAGCAAGUGGUCUGUUCACUACACUACCCAGAAGCCCCAACAGGGUCUGCUCUUCGUCCCUGCAAAGAGACGAUCCAGCAGUGCUAAUGACCUGCAAGCAUGUAACGGGCUAACUCAGCAUGACUACAGCCAACCACUCAGCUCUCAGAGCCACGCCCCGUGUUCCUCCUCCUCUGGCCUCGACCAAUCAGAGAGCAGCACACCACGCAAAGGGUGGAAGGACAAAAGCAGGAGGAUGUCCACAGCUUUCUCAGACAAAGACGAGUUGAUCUUGAACAACACACAACCUCUGACCCCACUGGUCUUCAACCCCGUCCAUCGCACCUCCUGUUGGGAUGUCUUUGGCUCUGCCUACGAGCCAACAGUCGACCUGGAAGUGGAGCUGCCCCCGCGGCUUCCAACACCGGAGGAGAGGAUGAGGCAGCAGGCAGAGGCAGUCGCUGCAUAUAUAGUCCCGAUCAAUAUAACAGGAGAGAGUUUUGAUCGUCAGGCCAGUUUUCGAAAAGUUGCUUCUAACAACGACUCAAUGUCACAGCGCCCCCGCAACCUGAGUUGCCGCAAGACGGUUACUGGGAUACCUGAUGAUGUCAGCUGGAAUCCGGACUUGCCUUUGGUAUCUCUGGACCCUCCCGGUCCAUUCUCCACCGUGGAUCCACCAGCCUCCUCCUGCUGCUCUUCUGCCCAACAACAGGGAGUAACAGGGGAGGAGGAGAGGGAAGGGGUGAGAGAGGAAGAGCAUUCAUCAGCAAGGAGGAUCCGAGCCCAGAAAGGACAAGGGCUAUCCAGCCUCAUGGCCUCCCUCACAUCCACCACACCUGUCGGCUCCUGUCACAACCUUGGCUCGUCCUCCUCAGAGGUGCACAGCCUCCCCCGUCUGGGAACCAACUCCACUCUAAACUCUAAGGCCCGCAUUAACAGCGCCUCCUGCACGACAGUCAGUGCCUCCUCUCCUUGUUGUCAGGAUCUUCAGUGUUUCCCCAACGACCUCCAACCGCUGCUAGACUUUGACCCCACUGCUAGAGUCAUACCCCAGUCCUUUUCCUCCUCCUCUACUUCCUUCCCUUCUUCCCCCAUCACCUCCUCCCUCCUCAGUUGCCCUAGCCAUGCGCUGCAGUCGGAGUGGUCUUACACCAGCGAUAAGCCCAUGAAUGAGGCUGCCCAACAUCGCAGUUCCCCUUUCUCCUCCCACUACCCCUCCUCUUCCUCCACCGCAGACUCAGAGUCUCAGUUCAGCCACCAAGAUCUGGAUGACCGGAGUCCCGCCCAGCAGGACUCCCAAUACUCCUACGAUGGGGAGAUCUGGAACUACCAGCCCCUCUCGCCCAGCUCCAGUGUCCACAGCAGCCAGACCAGAGGCGACUGGAACACCACCACCCAGGAGAUGAGAUGUGUUUCCGGGGAAGGUUGGAACUGUGACCCACUGCUCUCCUCCGGACACUCCACCCCGUCUCACGUUGGAAGCACCUCUCUGUGUUCAGAGAAGAUGACGUCCUCUCCUUUGCUAGACCGAGAGAAAAGGAAGUCCAGCACUUGCUCCUCCUAUUCUCUCUCAAGCAACAGCAGCAUCUCCCUCCGCAAGUACAAGCGCCCGCCUCCGCCACCGUUGCGCUCGGACUCUUUGAGGCGCCGGCCAGGUCGUAGCAAACCCUCCCGCUCCUCCUGCAGUCCCCGGCCAGAGCGGAGCCCCCGUCUUGAGCACCCCACUCAGCAGACGACCACACCGCCUCCUGAGACCUUCUAUGACCCCUGGGUGCCCCGCAGCAACACCAAACGGCGUCAGAGUGGCUUCAAAUGUGGCACAGUGACAACCUUUGAACCUUUGAACCCGGACUGCCAAGCGGAUACAGUUGAUUGUCCUUCCGAGCAGCUACCACCAAGUCCCGCCCACUCACAUGAUCACGCACCGACUCCUGCGUCUCCAGGCUCAGAUCUCCAGCGCCUCGCCUCGCCCUCCAGUGGCUACUCCAGCCAGUCAAACACUCCCACUCCUGGUACUCCUGUGUCCUCCCCCCUCUCCCCCUCCUUCCCUGGAGCCUUUUUCCUCCCUCCGAUGUCCCCCUUUUCCUCUUUACCCUCAUCCUCCUUCCCCAUGUCCAAGAGAAUGUCUCGGAGUGAAGAAAGGCCAAAGCCCCUGGUGCCCGAAAGGAAGUCCUCACUCCUCUCUACCCUUUCCUCCUCAUUUUCUUCAACCUCCUCCCUCUCUUCUUGCACCUCCUCAGACUCUUCGGCCAAGCAUCCUCCUCCUCCUCCUCCUCCUCCUCCACCUCCUCCAUCAGAGGGUUCCUCUCCUUUCCUUCCCUUCUUCUACUCCCCGAUUCGCAAGUGUCCUCCUCCAGCUCCUCCUCUUCCUCAGCCCUGCCUGUCUGCUUCCUCCUUCACCAAACUCUCACCUGCUCCUCCUACUCCACCUUCAUCUCUUCCUCCACCCCCUCCACCUCCUCUCCCACCCUCAUCCCUCCCUCCACCCCCUCCCCCGCCUCCUCUAUCACCCUCAUCCCUCCCUCCCCCGCCUCCUUCUCUUCCUCCUUCCUCUCGGCCUCCUCCUCCCCCCUACUCCUACGCCAUCAGGCAGAACUCCCAUCAUGCUUUGGUGUCAUCAUCAACUAACUUCACUCCUCCUCCAUCUUACCCUCCUCCUCUUCCCUCUUCAGAACUCUCAGAAUUUGCAAUUCCUUCCCUUUCUCUUCCACCAGCACCUCCUUUACCGGCUCCACCCUCCUCCCCUGCUGUUCCCCUAAGCCGCUGUGUUAAGGGUACCACGUCGCCCUGCCCCCUGGUCACCACCCAAGCUUUGCAGGGCGUCAAGCUUCGCUCCGUCAAAAACCAGGAAGGCGUCAUGGUACCAGAUGCUGGGUUUAUCAACGCUGAUGAAGAGAAACCGACACGCAGAUCAGAUCAUGAUUACACCCACUUCACGCAAUGUGAAGUGAAGAGCGAUGACUCAUCUCAUGCUAAGCUACAGGGUCUUGUUGCUAGCAUAGCUAACCAGAGGAGCUCUGUUCUUCAGGUGAUCAAUAACGAAACUCCUCAAGACUUCGGGUACAACGAACCAGAGAAGACAGAUACAGACAUUUAUGCUACACUGGCAAGUCCUGACAGUCCCUGGGUCAGAAACCACAACAACACAAUGAUCCAGCAUCCUUCUUUGCAAGAACAGCAGGUAACAGAUCAAGUGUUAGCAGAUGCUAAUUUAACUGCGGCUACAAAGAAUCAGGGAAACGCAGACUCUUCGUAUUGGACCCUCUCUGAAAAGAGACAAGAGUCUCAAAGAGAAUGUAAGACAAUACUGUUGGACAGCAAAGAGGAAAUGGAGACAAAUAAAAAGAAUAAUUCAGAAAUGUGGAAGGAUGCAGCUGAUGAUUCAAAAGCAUUGAGUGAAGUUAAACUGAAUUAUAAGGUCUGUGGGACACCCAGCCCGAGGAGACUCCGCUCCCCAGAGAAGCCCACCCUGCCAAAGAAGCCAGAUCUUUGCAUUCUGGGUCUCAUGGCGUCCCCCGAGAACAGACGAGGAUGGAUGUCUUCUCCUGGGCUCAACAGCCAAUCACAGCUUCCAGCUGAUUCCUCAUGCACACCUUUGAACCCCUAUAUGCCUUCACCAAAUCACCUGACACACACAACUUCACCUGUAAAAACGACACCUGAUGACAUCACUAACCCACCUGUUGGCUCUCCUCAUAGACAGAAGCCACCGUUUUUGCACAAGAAACCAGAUCUCUCACCCCAAACCACCAAACCUCUCUUUGGGACCUCUGGGAUCAGGGAUACCACAAGGGCUGGAAACAAUUUAAACGGCACACUAGGUACCAUGGAGAACUGGGGUACCAUGGAGACCAGUUGCACCCUAGGGACCAUGUAUGGGAACUCUGGCCCCUCAGGGAUCAUGGCUAUCGCUGAGACCCGGGGUAGGAAAGGGACUUCAAACAAUAUGGAUGAGACCACAAGUACUGAGAACUGUGGAACAACUUGGGGUACCAUAAAGACCUGUAGCACCUUUGCGACCUCAUAUCCCGGGAUCAUCCACACCAGACUUCCUCAGGAUGCUGAGAAAACGUUUCAUACGAGCAUGAUGAGGUCGUUGCUGUUUGAGGAUGAAGAGGAAGAUGAGAAGGAGACGGUGGAAGAGAGAGGGAUGAAGACAUCGAUGAUGACGACGAGGAUGACGCCAUCAACCACCAUGAAAAAAGACAAAACGAGGAGGAGGAAGAGGAGGGCAGGAAGUCAACUGCUCAUGGUGUCAACAAUAAGGCCCUCCCCCUCCUCAUCAUCAUCAUCCUCAUCAUCGUCCUCAUCAUCUUCAUCUGGAGAUGAACAAGACGUAAAAGAGAGAAUGAGUCAGAGGGUGAGGAUGGCGGAACCAUGUGAUCAAGUCACCAGUGACUCUGAGAACUCCUGCGCUCUGAUUGGGCGGCGUUCCCACAGCAGCCUGUGGGGAAAGACUCAAGACCUGCUGAUGCAUGAGGAGGAGGAGGAAGAGCGAAGCCAGAAGGGAACUGACACGAGGGGGGAGGCCAGAGGACCGUUGAAUAAAGAUCUGUUGGUCAGUAUUUCAGCAAAUCACACGUUUGUGUCCAGUCGACCACGAACAACUGAGGAUCUGUUCACCGUCAUCCACAGGUCUAAGAAGAAGAUGCUUGGAAGACGAGAUUCAAAAGACGGUAGCCAUAGUAUCUCCUUUCCCUCUUCCUCCCAUCCGGUCAUCCUCACUGCCCGCCGGCAUCGCCCGACGCGACCUGCAGCUCCAGGAGGUCAAAGCUCAGUGAGGAGCGAGAGCUUCAAGGCCCUCUUGCAGAGGAAAGGGAGUCGGUGUGAUUCGUCUUCUCGAAUCUCGGCCGUUGAGCAACUCCGGAAACUCGCUUCUUCUGCGAGUACUGACGACCUCCACAGUGUGCCGCCGCAACUGCUGCCGCUGCAACUGCUGCCACCGCCGCCGCAAGCGCUUCCGCCGCCGCAACCCAAACCGCAACCGCCGGCAGACAAACCCUCCAGCUGGUCCCAACCCUCAGAUCCAUUUGAUGUUAACACCAACCUCCCUCUGGACACACCAACGUCUGCGUGCAGUCAGAACUUCUCCAUGAUCGGAUUAGGAUGGGGGCGAAGGGAUCUGAUGCACAAUCACCUCCUCCUAACCUCCUCUUCUUCCUCCUCCCACUUCCUCUUCCUCUCUUCCUCCUCCAUGCGGCCUCGCUCCCUCACUCCCCCUUGCUCCUCCAGCCGCCACUUUUCCGCCCGCUGCCGCCUCCAUGCCGCCCCAAUGGCCGCCAUCACUGAAGGAGAAAGCGAGGAGGAAGAGGAGGACGAGGUGGUUUUCAUGGAGUCUUCGGGAACCGAAGGAGAACUGAGCCAGAGAUUGGUGGAGAUUUCUUAGUUGAAUGUGAUGCUGUCGGGUCUUGUGGCUCAGUGAUGAGUAGGGUCAUCCCAAUCAUCGGCGGUUCAAUUGCCCGGCUCCGCUAGCCCAUCUCGAUGUGUCCUUUGGCAAAACACUUAACCCCAAAAUUACUUCCAUAGCUGUGCCUAUGGUGUUUGAAUGUGGAACCUUAGCUCCUACCAUCUGUGUGUGAAUGGGUGAAUGAUGUAAUGUAGUGUUAAAGCGCUUAGAAUGGUUGGAAGACUAGAAAAGAUCUACAGGUCCAGUUACCAUUUACCAUAUGUACUGAUCCAGAUCGGUUUCAUGAGACUUAUUGUAAGUCGCUUUGGAUAAAAGCGUCAGCUAAAUGACAUGUAAUGUAAUGUAAUGAGCAUGUUGCACUACCGAAAACAGGACGAGACAAAACCGGACUGAAGAAAACCGGACUGGACUACCGUUCUUCACUGAACCGGACUGGAUUGAACCUUCUUCAGUGAACCGGACUAGACUGAUUGUUCUUCACUGAACUGGACUGGACUGACUGUUCUUCACUGCACCGGACUUGACUGACCCUUAUUCACUGAACCCGAAUGGACUGACCGUUCUUUACUGAACUGGACUGGGCUGAACGUUCUUCACUGAAACGGACUAGACUGACUGUUCUGCACUGAACCGGACUGGACUGACCCUUAUUCACUGAACUGGACUGGCCCUUGUUCACUGAACCAUACUGGACUGACCGUUCUUCACUGAACCGGACUGGACUGACUGUUCUUCACUGAACUGGACUGGACUAACGUUCUUCACUGGACUGGACUGACCGUUCUUCACUGGACUGGACUGACUGUUCUUCACUGAACCGGACUUGACUGACCCUUAUUCACUGAACCCGAAUGGACUGACCCUUCUUCACUGAACCAGACUGGACUGACCGUUCUUAAUUGGACUGGACUGGACUGGACUGACCGUUCUUUACUGAACUGGACUGGACUGACUGUUGUUCACUGAACCGGACUGGAUUGACCGUUCUUCACUGAACUGGAGUGGACUGACUGUUCUUCACUGAACUGGACUGGACUGACUGACCGUUCUUCACUGAACUGGACUGGACGGACUGUUCUUCACUGAACUGGACUGGACUGACUGUUCUUCACUGAACUGGACUGGACUAGGCUGACUGUUCUUCACUGAACCGGACUGGAUUGACUGUUCUUCACUGAACCGGACUGGAUUGACCGUUCUUCACUGGACUGGACUGGACUAGACUGACUGUUCUUCACUGAACUGGACUGGACUGACCGUUCUUAAUUGGACUGGACUGGACUGGACUGACCGUUCUUUACUGAACUGGACUGGAUUGACUGUUCUUCACUGAACUGGAGUGGACUGACUGUUCUUCACUGAACUGGACUGGACUGACUGACCGUUCUUCACUGAACUGGA
Messenger RNA from Cyclopterus lumpus (lumpfish), 7440 nucleotides. RefSeq names its product NHS-like protein 1. Gene Ontology annotation, biological process: cell differentiation. Bases 1 to 6018 code for a protein of 2005 amino acids. NCBI's taxonomy places the organism in Eukaryota, Metazoa, Chordata, Actinopteri, Perciformes, Cyclopteridae. The record is from RefSeq and is a predicted model, not a curated record. The transcript is spliced from 10 exons.